AUGAGAACACCUCUUCUAAUUCCUAAUCUAAUCCUCAAAUGCUUCUCUAAAUUGUAUACUUUUCCUUAAGACAAUGAAAUUUUCUGUUAUUUUAAUUAUUAAAAAGAUUCAUUUUUUAUUCAUUUUUAAGCACUUGUAAAAAGUAAUAAAAAUUAGUAUUAAUAUUAAUAAAUAAAUUGUACUUAACAUCCUGAAACCCCAUUAUCUCUGAUCUGUAUCCCCCCUCAUAAAUGUUAAAGAAAACUUUGUGCAGAAUGCCAAUACUAACAUGGUGCAGAUAUGAAAUUAAUCAAUUAAUUAAUUUUUAGAGCAGGUGACUAAAAAAAUAUAAGGUUAUAAGAAAUGAAUAAAAUAAACUUCGUGUGAAGUUAAAAUAGCUUAUUACUUAUACAGAAAUUACUGUGAAGAAAUUGUGUGAAAAAUUAUCUUAAUCGAUUGAAUAGAUUUUUAAUUAAAGAUAAUAAGAAGAUGAAAAAUAUAUUUAGCUGCUCAAUAAAAAUCCCAACUUUGCUGAAUCCUCAUAUGCAGAUUUGGAAAAAUUAGUUUAAAUCUUAAAUGGUAAAAAUUUAAAUGAUGGGAACACUCAAUUAUAAAAUUUUAAUAACUAAUUAGAAUAAGAGGUUUAAGCUUUUACCUAAAAGAUUAAAGAAUAAAUAAAAGAAAUCUCUUCAAUAUCUAAGUGAUUAAUAAAUAAUAAUCUAUAUAGAAUUAAUCAAUCUAUAUUUAACAGGAACGUAGAGGACAAAGAAAUAUAAAGUUUCAUUGGAAUUGUGAUAAUUUCAAGUUGACCAGAACAUAAUUCUCAAUA
Messenger RNA from Paramecium sonneborni, 808 nucleotides. The record is from the annotation of a GenBank genome assembly. Lineage: Eukaryota; Ciliophora; Oligohymenophorea; Peniculida; Parameciidae.